UUUAAUCGCAAGCCAAGUAAUCCAUUUCAGAAGAAAAAAAAUGAUAAAAUUACUUUAAUUUAAUGUUUUACAUAACUAAUUGUUAUUACGGGCCGACGCGACGCGCCUCUCUGCGCACCGCAGUGCACCCCGAGACACUGACACAGCAAUUCGUGCUGGGAUAGGGCCUUAAUACGGCAGAAGAAAAAAAUAGACGUCGAAUUGGUAACCUCUUAAUACAGUGUUUUUUUUUCGCGGAGAGAACUGACCUCAAUACGUUGGCCUGAGUGUAUCGUUUCUGAAGCAUACUUUUAAUAAUUAUUUUAUUUUCGGAAAUCACACAGCUUUUUAUUUAUAACAUGAAUGUAAUAAGCAAACAAGUCAGCUUUAUUGGUUGUUAUAUAACUUUUAUAAGGUUGCUACACGAGAUGAAAACCAGGUCUGCACGGAGAUUGUGCGCGAUCGAGGCACAUAGCACUUACUACGAAACUGGAAUAAAAUAAAUAGCUAACAUUUUGUGUAUUAUUAAUCACUUCCCGAGACUUCUUUUCAGAGUAAUUUUAUGUCUGACCUUCGCGAGAGACGAGACGAGAGAGAUUUACAGACUUCGUAUAAACAGUUAGAAAGGCGCCGAUCCGCUAACGUCCAGAUUUAACAGUCGUAGGUACAAUAAUAUGACAUUAGUAUUUAAUGGAAAAUAUUAGUAUGCUCUGGCACGUACAGAUUUGCACAGAUGAGUAAAUAAACUCCGGUCCAUUCUUAAUUAUUACUCUAUAAAUGAAUUUACAGCAUUCAUUAAUACCGUGGCCGAUUGGAAACAAUUAGGUAGGUAUUGUUUAAUUAUAUGUUCAGUCAUUCUCUCUAAUUGAGGUAAAACAAAAAACAGUACUAAAAAUAAGUGAAUAGAACAGAUAGCAGAGCGUCAGAACUCUGAGUUCUGACGCUCUGCUAUCUACAUAAUGUUUCCUUUGAGAGAAAUCCCGAAUUUCUACUAAAACUAACAGCUUUUUUCUACAACAAAACAUUUUGAUUAGGUGCCUGACUAUAUUAUUUCAAAUAUAAUUUUAUUAUAUAUGUAUUGUGUCUAUGUAAAAUUAACAUUUUGGCCAAAAUGGUCCUAAAAUAAAGGCUAUUACGAAAACGUUACGAACAUUUGACUCUACCAAAACCGAAAAUAGACAGAUGUAAGUACGUGCUCUUGUUUCGCCACGCCUAUUGCUCUUUAUUUAUUUAUUAUAAUUAAUUGCUUUGAGAUGUGAUGAGGAGCAUGAUGUAUUGGUUGCAGUAGUGUGACCUAAUAAGUUUUGGGAUUCAGAUUGACAGAGAGGAUAAUCCCAGCUACUUUGAAAGUUGUUUGCAUUUGCAGAACAGACUGCUGGAUUUGUGAGCAGAUGAGAGAAACGCUAAAAGUGCCAAAUCACGUAACAGAACUGAAUGAUUCCAUAGAGUGCGAAUAACAGCGAAGUACAUAAGUUAAAUUGGGAAUAAAAAGACAUAAUUUUAAAAUCAACUGGAGCGAAGACGAUAGACCUCUGUUGUAAUGGUUAUCGAGCUUCUGCGUCAAACUGCUGAGCACCGGAUGAGAGUGGAUGAGGCGCGCGUGUCGGAUAACGGCCGACAUCGGAUAAAUGCAGUGUCAUGGGUCACCGGUCGUCGGUCACCGGCCUGUCACUGCUCUAUGGGCCAGUCGGCCGAACACAGCAAGAUCCGAUACGGCAGGUGUUAUCGGGCGAUAAGCGGCGAGCGCAGGCGCAGUAAGCGCGAUGGGAGAGCAAGACACGGACGGAGUGGAAGCGUUACUGGCGGCGCUGGGCCCCUUCGGCUGGUGGCAGCGUGGUGCUGUGCUGCUGCUGCUACUGCCCAACUUGUUGGCGCCGAUGUACUCCCUCAAUUACGUGUUCGUCGCUGACCGCGUGCCUUUCAGGUGCCUGGUGCCAGAAUGCGAGGAGGCGCACAGCGCGCAGUUUGCCAACACCACCGCGGCUCGGCUCGUGCAGACCGACGCCUGCCGCCGCCCCGCACCUCGCCGCCCCGGCGCCCAAACCUGCGACCCCACCGACUUCGAUGCUGACGACAGCCUGCCUUGUGAACAGUUCCUCUAUCAAAAUCGAGAUACAGUAUUCGCCGAGUUCGACCUGGCGUGCCGCGAGUGGCGGCGAACCUUGAUAGGCACAGUGCGCAACGCGGCGCUGCCGCUCGCUCUGCUGCUCACGGGCUACGUCUCAGACGGGUGGGGUCGUCGCACGGCGUUCUGCGUGUUCGGGGCGUUCGCAGGAGUGCUCGGACUCGUGAAGUCUCUGGCGCCAAACUACAAUACGUACAUAGCGCUCGAGUUCUUCGAGGCGGCACUCGGCUACGGGUUCAACAGCGCCGCGUACGUGAUAAGUAUGUUACUACUUAUAGGGCGGCCUCGAUACAGGACAGAGAUUAACGCUAGGGCGGUUGCAGUGGUGGAGCUCGCCAGACCGUCCCUUCGGGCUGUGUUCGCAUGCGCAACAGGCGUGGCAUACGGGCUAGGUGGUAUUCUGUUCGCGGAGACGGCAAGGCGCAUCCCACAAUGGCGUAGUUUGCUGCGCGUCGUGCACUCUCCCGCACUGGUGCUGCCCGCCUACUGGCUUUUAUUGGACGAAAGCGUACGCUGGCUGCAUGCGGCCGGUCGUGUCGAUGAAGCGGCCGCCGUCGUCAGGAAAGCUGCUCGAUGGAAUAAGGUUGCUAUAGAUGAAAGUUUUAUUAACGAGUCGUUGACGUCGUCGGGGAACACGGGCCGGACGAGCGUGUGGAUCGCAAUAGGACAGGUGGCGCGAUCUCGUGCGUUGGUUCUUCGUCUCAUGGCGUGUUGCAGUUGCUGGUUAAUGGCCGCCUUCGUCUACUACGGCCUCACCAUAAAUUCUAUCGCACUCGCCGGAAACAAAUACACUAAUUUUGCGCUGAACAUGGCCAUGGAAAUCGCCGCAUCACUACUCAUCAUGAUGGCCCUGGAACGCAUCGGGCGAAAGAUAACGAUUUCCGUCGCUUUUUCGCUGUGCGGCUUCGCUGCUGUCGUCCCGUUCUUUGUUGGUCCGGGGAUGACCCAAAGAGUGAUGUACUUCGUGGGCAAGCUGGCGAUCACGUUCGCGUUCAACUCGCUUUACGUGUUCACGGCGGAGCUAUUCCCGACGGACGCUCGCUCGUCUUCUUUGGCGGCCGCGUCGCUCGUGGGUCGAAUCGGCUCAGUGCUAGCGCCGCAGACACCACUGCUCAGUGCGAACGCUCAGGCCGCGGCAUACGGCGGGGCGGCGGCUGUCGGAGCACUUGCAGCGGCCCUGAUGCCGGAGACGCGACGCACUCCUCUGCCGCAGCGCGCUCGCGACGCCGAGGAACUGCGGCGCUACCCUGCCCCGCCCAUCCCGACGCGCCCCCCUCUGCGCAGCGUCGCACCCCACGCACCUCCCGGCCCUGCGCUUACCAGGAUAAUCUCCCCGAGUGUUUGAUGUGUCAAUCCACCUAACGGAGACCUGCUUGCCGCAGCUCGUAUCUAUUAACACAUACUUCAACGUCACAAAGACAAGUUAAAACACAUUAAUUAUUGAAAUACACAAAUAAAGUUUCGGCUGCAGCGAUCAGAUCGGUGCCGGAGUCCGGUGUCAGCGUGUAAUCGGGUUUGCAUCCAUUCUUUAUAGUGCAGUCUAUUUAAAUAUCUGAGUUAAGAUUUGUUGCCUGACCUUUAUAUUAAAUAAAUAAAUAAUGUUUAUUUAAUAAUUACUUAUACUAUACUUCGGGCAUCCGUAAAUCUACCGUGAGAUUUUUUUUUCUUUUUUUCUGCUCCGCGGCAAUCUGUUGAACACAACAAUAAGCCACUACUUUGUCCGAUACGAGUGUAUCCGCUUAGGCUUUUUAGCGUGGUGUCUCACCACGCUAAAAAGCCAGUAGGUGUCUCAUUCCAUCCUGAGGAAUCUAUUUUUUAGGGUAGGGACACUAUGUCUCUUCAAUCUUUUGUGUUGAAGGCUUUGAUCUCCACUGAGUUUGAGGGCAAUAUCAUUUUUGUGGUUUGAGAGUCUUUUUUGGUAAUUGAUGCUAUAUCUUUCUAUCUCCUGUUAGACAGUUGGUAUACCUAUUUAAAUCAAGGUAUAUGUUCUUAUUACUGAUGUAUUGAGGGAUGUUAAAUAUGGUCCUCAGUGUUGUGGUUUGGAAUCUUUCCAGUAUCUCAAUGUUACUAUUACUAGCAGUACCCCAAAGCUGUAUGCCAUAGGUCCAUAUUGGUUUCAAGAUGGCCUUAUAUACAGUCAACUUGCUGUGUGUGCUCAUUUGUGAGUGUCGUCCUAUUAACCAGUGCAUACUGCGAAGUUUUAAGUCCAGUUGCUUCCGCUUUGUCCAUAUGUGUUUUUUCCACGUUAGUCUUCGAUCCAAGUGAAUGCCCAAGUAAUUUGCAUGGUACCGUGAGAUUGACAGAAUACAAAACGAGUGAGCGUCUCCGCUCCACAUCUCUGUCGACCCAAAAGAAUUUUAAAUUUAAAAGUUUUCUCAAUCUAGUAUUUGACACAACUGUAUAAUUGAUAUUACUAAUUAAUACUUAUGGUAGUCUACAUCCCAUCACUCAUCAGACAUCAUACCCAUCGAUGGGGCAACGAAGAACGUGUCCUUUAAAACAAAAACGGCAUUACCCACAUUACCUUUUAUUCGACAAUUAUUAUUAAAACAUAGCAGUCUUACAAUUUAUCUUACAGCUAAAUAUAGUAUGUACACAAUUCCAUGUUCCCUGUAUGUUUACAAAAAGUAUUUAUACAUCACAAUGUUAAUAUAGAAAUACCCUCAAAUCGACUCAGUCUAUGGGUC
Messenger RNA from Pieris napi, 4791 nucleotides. Its product is annotated as organic cation transporter protein-like. Gene Ontology annotation, biological process: transmembrane transport. The record is from RefSeq and is a predicted model, not a curated record. Gene Ontology annotation, molecular function: transmembrane transporter activity. Lineage: Eukaryota; Metazoa; Arthropoda; Insecta; Lepidoptera; Pieridae. Gene Ontology annotation, cellular component: membrane. The transcript is spliced from 8 exons. Bases 1743 to 3449 code for a protein of 568 amino acids.